This is a messenger RNA of Panonychus citri (citrus red mite), 1422 nucleotides long. RefSeq names its product origin recognition complex subunit 2-like (gene Orc2). Gene Ontology annotation, cellular component: nuclear origin of replication recognition complex; nucleus. The record is from RefSeq and is a predicted model, not a curated record. NCBI's taxonomy places the organism in Eukaryota, Metazoa, Arthropoda, Arachnida, Trombidiformes, Tetranychidae. Gene Ontology annotation, molecular function: DNA replication origin binding. Gene Ontology annotation, biological process: DNA replication.
AAUCUGCGUUUUAAUUGUUUAACGACCAAUUGUUUUCUUUUUCUUUUUCUUUUUCUUUUUUUAUUUGAAGGAAUUGCCGUUGAAGAAGAUGAAGAGUAAUUGGAGGAAAUAAAAGGAAUAAUUAAAACUCUGGUAACAGUAAAUUCUUGUGACUUUUGUUGACAAUAGAAAUUUUUUCUUCUUUUUGAUUCUUUGUUUGUGUUUUGUGAUUUGGUUAAUUGGGUGAUGGAUUUUAAAAAUUAUUUCCUUGAUAAUUCAACGCGUCAAUCUAAAUAUGAGGACACUUUGCCUGAUCUAGGAAUCGAGGAGAACCAGGUGAUACCUCAUGAAAAUCAUUCCAGGAGAAAAAGAUUCUUGCAUGAAUCGAAAAAUUUUUUCACCAAACUGUUCACCAUGUUAACCAAAGGUUAUAAUGUUGUAGUUUAUGGUGUUGGAUGUAAACGACCACUUUUGGAACAAUUUAGAAUCGAAAAGCUGGACAAAUUUACCACUAUCGUUGUCUAUGGUUACAAAGAUAAUGGACAGCGACAAAUUUUGACCGCAUUUCAAGAAGCCCUGGACUGUAACAAACAAGACGAAGAAUCAAUUUACAAAAUCUCUAAAUCCAAGAGACCAAUUUUCCUGAUGAUCCAUUCAAUUGACCGACUUUUCUUACGAAGUGAAAGGAUCAAAGGUCUAAUCAAUCGUAUUUUAGUCUCACCCAUAAAAAAUGUUCAUCUCUUAGCCUCUGUUGACCAUAUCAACUCAUCUCUCCUUUGGACCUGCCGAGAAGUUGAUUUAUUAAACUUAUAUUGGAUUAACUUUCCAACCUUUGACGAUUAUUCAUCUGAGAAAAUCUUUGCCCAACUAAGUACAAGCCGAUCAUCUGGUUCAGCCAAACAACGAUCAGCGACAGCAACACUGAUGGCGGUGUCCAAUGUUUUCGACAAUUUACCAACCAAUUCCCAGAAUAUUUUCCUUCAGAUUUUAAACUUUUACCAAGAUCAUUUUGCGGCCAAUCAGUUGGAUCAACAAUCAAAAUCAACUGGACGUCGGAACAAUAAAGCCCAUGAAACCGAUGAAAGUGAAACCGAUGAAGACGAUGAAAAUGACGGACGAAAAGGCCAAAAAUCGAGUAAAGGUUUUGAAGGUUAUCCAUUCACAAAACUUUACCUUGAUUGUUUGGAAGCCUUUUAUGUCAAUUCGGAGGCCACUUUGAAAGCCCAAUUAGUUGAAUUCAUUGAUCACAAGUUAAUUCGUUCCCGAUCAGGAAGCGAUGGCUCCGAGUUCAUCGAAUUGUUAAUUCAGCCCAAAUUAAUACCCAAGUUACUACAAGAAUUAUCUCGUUAAAAGCAAUCAAAGACGAAGUCUAAUUGUAAUUAGACACAUUUUUUAAAAUCUUUUUAAUUAUUAUCAUUAAUAAAUGACCAUUUCAACUGAAAA